Heterostelium album PN500 is the source of this 813-nucleotide messenger RNA. RefSeq names its product class I SAM-dependent methyltransferase. Gene Ontology annotation, molecular function: protein-lysine N-methyltransferase activity. Gene Ontology annotation, cellular component: cytoplasm. The coding region runs from base 1 to 813 and encodes 270 amino acids. The transcript has 6 exons. The record is from RefSeq and is a predicted model, not a curated record. Gene Ontology annotation, biological process: peptidyl-lysine dimethylation; peptidyl-lysine monomethylation. Lineage: Eukaryota; Evosea; Eumycetozoa; Acytosteliales; Acytosteliaceae.
AUGAGUAGUAGUAAUAGUGAACAAUUAGUUGAAGUUGAAAGUAGUAAACUUGGAACUAAAGAACAUUGGGAUGAAUGCUAUGAUAGAGAAAUCAAUUGCUUCAAUGAUACAGGUGAUGUAGGUGAAAUAUGGUUUGGUGAGACAUGUCUAAAGAAAAUGUGUAAAGAUAUUGCAAACAUUAAAGACAUCAGUAAAGAUGCAGCUAUUUUAGAUAUAGGUUGUGGUAACGGAUAUACUCUCGUCGAACUCUCUCAACUCGGUUUCACAAAUCUACACGGUUCCGACUACUCUGCCAAAGCUAUCGAUCUAUCAAAACAGAUCGCAGAAUCAGAAUCUAUAGAUAUAAAUUAUUUCGUUGAUGAUAUUAGAAAUUCAAUUAUAAAAGAAAAUAGCUAUGAUGUUGUUGUUGAUAAAGGUACUUUCGAUGCGAUGGCUUUGAGCGAAGAGAGAGAUCAAGCAAAGUUUGAUUAUAAAACAACAGUAUCAAAGAUUCUUAAGAGUGGUGGUUACUUUAUUAUUACCAGCUGCAACUACACCAACGCAGAACUUCAACAAUAUUUCACAAGCAAUACCGACACUACAUUGCACUCCAACUAUACAUUCUCACACAACGUUCAAUAUCCUGUUUUCAAAUUCGGUGGUUCUCAAGGUCAAUCUCAAACCACUUGUAGCCAUAAUAGAAUAGUAUUCUUAUCGAUACCUCCAAAGACAUUAUGUAGAGUGGUAGCCGAUAUUACCAAUAUCAUUUAUGUAGAUAUUUCUUAUUCAGACAAUCCAAUCCAUCCACAUCGUUUUAUUAAUGUUGUCUCUUAA